Messenger RNA from Caenorhabditis remanei, 2208 nucleotides. RefSeq lists its product as uncharacterized. The record is from RefSeq and is a predicted model, not a curated record. The transcript has 11 exons. Gene Ontology annotation, cellular component: membrane. Lineage: Eukaryota; Metazoa; Nematoda; Chromadorea; Rhabditida; Rhabditidae. The coding region runs from base 1 to 2208 and encodes 735 amino acids. Gene Ontology annotation, biological process: ammonium homeostasis; ammonium transmembrane transport. Gene Ontology annotation, molecular function: ammonium channel activity.
AUGGGGAACCUAGAAAAUCUAUAUAAAAAUAUUUAUUUGGAACCUCUUAUGCAGGUUUAUAAUACCCUCAGAAAUGAGUAUUCCGCUGAUGUUUCCUAUAAAGUUGAGGUUCAUGAAAUCCAUCACUACGCAGAGAAUGCCCACUCUCCCGAAGUGGACAAACUCUAUCAGGACGAUGCGGUGUGGAUCAUUUCCAGCAGUUUUAUCAUUUUCACAAUGCACUCUGGGUUUGGCCUUCUCGAAUCUGGAAGUGUGUCAGCAAAAGAUGAAGUGAAUAUAAUGGUGAAAAACGUGGUAGACGUAGUGUUCGGUGGACUUUCUUAUUGGUCAUGCGGUUUCGGGUUAUCAUAUGGAGACUAUGAACCAUGGAGGAAUCCUUAUAUAGGUUUUGGAAAGUUUUUCUAUGAUCCAACACGAGAUUAUGGUACGAGGGAGAGCAUAAACCAAGAAGGAUGGUCGUAUGCAAGUUUUUUGUUUCAAUUAUCGUUAGCCACGACUGCAUCGACGAUUGUGUCAGGUGCAGUGGCCGAGAGAGCUAAACUGAAAUCUUAUAUUCUACUUGGUUGUAUAGUUAUCUUAAUACAAGCCCUACCCGCCCAUUGGGUAUGGGAUAAAGAGGGUGUAUUCUACAAGAAAGGAGUCGUCGAUUUCGCUGGAUGUUCUGCUGUUCAUAUGGUUGGAGGUAUCAUUGGACUGAUUGCAACUGUUUAUUUAAAACCGAGAAGGAAUCGAUUCAAUGAAGACAGUGUUCAUCAGAUGAGUAGUCCCACGAAUGCAUUAUUGGGUACAUUUCUAUUAUGGUGGGGAUGGUUCGGUAUCAAUGCUGGAUCUGUUUGGGGUAUUACUGGAGGACGAUGGAGACUCGGAGCACGGGCGGCUGUUGCCACAAUUAUGGCUUCGAUUGGUGGAGGAGCAACUGCGAUUACUAUUAGUUUUGUGAAGACGAAAAAGCUGCAAGUCAAUUUUCUUAUCAAUGGGAUCUUGUCCUCGAUCGUUUCUAUCACAGCUAUCUGCGCAGUCUCUCGUCCGUGGCAUGCUCUUGUCAUCGGCUCCAUUUCAUCUGUCUUCUCGAUAGCUGUCCUUCCACUUCUUGAUCGUCUACACAUCGACGAUCCAGUCGGAAUCGUACCUAUCCAUCUAACAUCUUCUAUUUGGGGAAUGAUUGCUGUAGGCAUAUUUUGUGAAGAGGACAAGUACUUGACAAGUGCCACUAACAACAUGUCUGGUCUUUUGUACUCUUGGAGUUUUGAACUUCUCGGAGUUCAAUUAUUAUGUACAGUCACCAUAUUGAUCUACUCCGCGACGACCGGGUUUCUGGCUCUUUUUCUAAUCAGUAAGAGUCCACUCGGCCUUCGUGUCACAGAUUACGAAGAACAAAUUGGUGCUGACGUUAUUGAGCACGGAUUGGCUGGAACAAAUGUGGCCAGAUAUGUAAUAGAGAAGCCGCUGUCUACAAGAACAUUCCAAACAGUGACGAAAGCAAUCACAAAAUGGAAGAUGUUGGCGAAAAAGAAGAGUAGACAGAAAAGAAUGGAAGCAGCAAAAUUGAAGAGGCAGGAGGAGCAAGAAACGUAUGCACAGGCAAAUGGAACCGCGCUUGCCAACGGAAAUGGCAAUGGAAACGUGCUUCACCAUCGGACCAAUGCCACUAGCAACACUACCAACAAUACAUCAGCACCGCCAACCACAAACAGCAAUGGAACAGGACCGCCCAAACGGAACAGUGGACCUGCUUUCAGUAACCAGGUGGCGCCGUUACCAGUUAGUAGUACAGUAACAACGGCUAGAGACGCACCAAGUACGGGAAGACGAGCGGGUUCGACAGCAAUAGAAAUGGAAGGUCCUGCUUCGAAUGUUCCAACAAGUUCACAUCCUACGGAAGCUCAACCACCACCCACUACUGCUGCUGACGAACCGGGACCAUCUACAAGCGCUGCAGUGGCAUCAAGAAGGCCAUCGUUGGAGAGUAAACCGGGUUCAGCUACUUCGAGAAAAUCCAUAUCUAUCACAUCUGUCUCAACCGGUACUGCCACUGGUAUCAGUAUUGCACCUACCGACUCUCGGCCAUCAACAACUUCUGCCACCUCCAUUUAUUCCAAAAAAUCCAGUAAAAACUCAACAUUGGGAAAAUUCGUACGGGCGCCGGCUCCCAGAGCUCUCUCACCUCCGAUGGAUAAUCCACCAAAUCCCCCACCACCAGAAGUUUGA